Messenger RNA from Plasmopara halstedii, 2295 nucleotides. Its product is annotated as endothelin-converting metalloprotease family. Bases 1 to 2295 code for a protein of 764 amino acids. Gene Ontology annotation, molecular function: metalloendopeptidase activity. Gene Ontology annotation, biological process: protein processing. Lineage: Eukaryota; Oomycota; Peronosporomycetes; Peronosporales; Peronosporaceae. The record is from RefSeq and is a predicted model, not a curated record. The transcript has a single exon. Gene Ontology annotation, cellular component: plasma membrane.
AUGGAGCGCUCUACAGGAUCGAAAUGGAUAAAAGUUGAUAAUCACGACCGUUCGUUAAGCCCCGUGAAUGGUGAUGAAAGUUCAAAGACGCAACAAGAUGACGAGCAGCUUCUAGGGAAUAAUGAAGAAGAUUCCUUGGGUCAAGCGACUCCAACUCCACUAUUACUUCGAUCACCCGUUGCUGCUUGGGCUGUCACUGGACUUGGAUUGUUAUUUCUACUCGUCGUCAUCCUCGUGGUACGCGGUGGCAUUAUGCAAAAUCAUCAACGCAUUCAAGUCGCUACUUUAAACAAAACUGAGUGGUUUGAAAUGCUUCCAGAAGAUAUCGUGGUCCACAUGAAUCUCGACGUCGAUCCAUGUGUAGAUUUCUACGAAUUUAGCUGUGGAUCAUGGCUGAAUCAAAUGAAGAUUCCGGAGGAUAAAUCAAGUUACUCACUCGCAUUUACCACAGUACAUGAUGAAAACCAAGAAAUUUUAAAGCAGCUUAUGUCACAUGGAUGGCCACUUGUUGGUGAAUUAUAUGAUUCUUGUAUGAAUUACAGCAACAUAAGCACCGCAGCAGCAGACGAGACCUCGUUUCAAAUUCUCAUGCCAAAUUUACAGCUGAUUGCAGCGACAAAAACGAAGAAACAGCUGUUUCAACUUGCUGGAAAUUUGUCGAUAACUGGACCAAGUUUCUUAACGGGUCUUAGUGUCUCGGCAGAUGCAAAAGAAGCGACAGUUUAUGCACUUUAUGCUUCACAAAUGGGUCUAACAUUACCCGAUCCAGAGUAUUAUCUCGACACGAAGAAAUUUGCAACAGUUGAGGAUGCAUUUCAUGGAUAUAUUACAAAACUCUUUCGUCUUGUGGGAGUAGAAGCCGAUGCUGCAGCUGCUCAAGCGAUUGCUGUCAUAACCUUUCAGCAACAACUUGCACCACUUUAUGUACCCAAAGAGAAGCUUCAGGAUCCUGUAGCAACGUAUAAUCGCAUGAGCAUUGCAAAGGCUGCUGACAUGUAUCCAUUUUUAUUUGCCGACUUUCUUAAUGGAACAGGUUUACUCACGAACUUUUUAGCGAAUCAUAUGGAUGUAAUUGUCGAAACACCUGCUUUCUUUGAACGUGCGGAAACAUUGGUUACAAAUGAAACAGUGACACUAGAGACAUUAAAGGCAUUGUUACAAUAUCAGUACAUUAGUUCACAUGCAAUGGCCCUCAGUGCAUCUUAUGUCAGUACCAAUUUUGAUUUUUUUUCCAAGACAUUACGUGGUCAAACGAAACUUCCCGAUCGAUGGAAACUUUGUCUUCAAUUUGUCACAAGUAGUUUUCCUGAACUUGUGGGCAAGUAUUAUACACUUUUACGUUUCGACAAUACAAGUGAAGAUCUUGCAAAAGAUCUGGUCACUCAAGUUCAAACGACAUUACAUGAAACUUUCGGACAACUUGACUGGUUAGAUGAACAUACUCGACAAGCUGCAAUGUUCAAACUUACCAAAAUGACAAAUCUCAUUGGCCAUUCAACACACAAGAAACAUUUUCCAUUUGAACUUCAUGCGAAUGCAUCACUUUUAACAAAUUUACAAAUUCUUAGCAAGUAUCAAUUUGAUGAAGCUGUUGCAAAACUUGGUACUAAAGUCGAUCGUACAAAAUGGUCAAUCACAAGUGCUACAGCGAAUGCAUUUUAUCAACCAACAUCAAAUCAAAUUGUUUUUCCAGCUGGUAUCUUACAAAUUCCAUUCUUUUCGCAACAUUAUCAUUUGGCACGAAAUUAUGGAGCUAUUGGAAGUAUCAUUGGACAUGAAUUAACACAUGGAUUUGAUGCACAAGGACGAUAUUUUGAUGGUGAUGGAAAUCUUUAUGAUUGGUGGAGUAAUGCGACAGCACGAGAAUUUCAAACACGUACAGAUUGUCUUGUAGCACAAUAUACAAAUUAUACAGUUUAUAGUGAAUUUGAAAAGGAGAAAUUCUUGGAUCAUGUGAAUGGAAAGUAUACGUUAAGUGAAAAUAUUGCUGAUAAUGGUGGUGUCAAGUUAGCAUUUGCAGCAUAUCAUCGUUUAAAUGAAAGUGAAAAGAAACUUAAAACGAAUGAUGAAAUGUCAAGGAUUGUAGCAGAUCGACUUUUUUUUCUUUCAUUUGCUCAAACAUUUUGUGAUAAAUCACGAGAUGCUAGUAUGAUGCAACGUUUAACAUCCGAUCCCCAUCCACCAGGACGAUAUCGUGUUAAUGGUGUUGUCAGUAAUUCAUACGACUUUGCUCAAGUUUAUUCGUGUUCGAAAGAUUCGCCAAUGAAUCCAACAACAAAGUGUCAAUUAUGGUAG